AUGGCUGAAGACACGACAGCCGAUGCGACACGACGGUUAAAUGUUAAGAAACAGACACUAGACGAUGCAUAUGCUGCGCCGGCAAAUUUCUUAGAAAUUGACGUGGUAAACCCAAUAACAACGAUGGGUGUAGGGAAAAAACGCUACACCGAUUAUGAGGUUCGCAUGAGGACCAAUCUGCCCGUGUUCAAAGUUAAGGAGUCAAGUGUAAGGCGGCGGUACAGUGACUUUGAGUGGUUGAGGAAUGAGUUAGAAAGAGAUAGCAAGAUUGUCGUGCCACCUUUGCCUGGUAAAGCUUUGAAGCGACAAUUGCCAUUCCGUGGCGAUGAUGGCAUUUUUGAAGAGGAAUUUAUUGAGGACCGUAGAAAAGGUCUAGAAGUAUUCAUCAACAAGAUUGCUGGCCACCCGUUGGCCCAGAAUGAGAGGUGCCUUCACAUGUUUCUGCAGGAGCCGACCAUAGACAAGAACUACGUACCUGGCAAAAUAAGAAACACAUAA
Molecule: messenger RNA, 498 nt
Organism: Parnassius apollo (apollo)
Lineage: Eukaryota; Metazoa; Arthropoda; Insecta; Lepidoptera; Papilionidae
Source: the annotation of a GenBank genome assembly